This is a messenger RNA of Theobroma umbraticum, 1301 nucleotides long. RefSeq lists its product as uncharacterized. The record is from RefSeq and is a predicted model, not a curated record. NCBI's taxonomy places the organism in Eukaryota, Viridiplantae, Streptophyta, Magnoliopsida, Malvales, Malvaceae.
UUUCUUGCUCACCUGGCUCUUAUCGUCUGAUGCUAGAGAAGGUCGGUGCCCAAAUGCAAGAAGGAAAAUUUUCUGCCAUCUGACACUUUCUCGUUUCCCUCUCUCUUUCUCCCUUAUCGCAAAAAACUAUAUUAAAAAAUGGCCGCCGCCCCCCAGCUCUCAAUAAAAGGGAAUGCGGCAAUCUAUUUUCUCUGUGGCAGCGUCGCUGCAAAUUCCAAGGAAUAUUCCAUCAAGCAUUUUGUUGAGAAAACCAAGCAUGACGGGACUAGGAAUGGUACCAUUCUUAAUCCUUGUUCUUCUGCCUUCGUUGCGGGUCUCAUUGGAGGCAAGUGUCCAAGUGCAAAAUGCCAUUGUUAUUCCACCGUAUCAGAGUCCUCCAUGCAAUGCAGAUCAUCCGAACAACUGUCCGAAGCCUAUCAAUCCUCCCCCUUCUAAACCUUGCAAUGGGGCCAACAGAUGCCGUAUUCAUUCGAUGUUUUAUGAAGAUGGCAGUGGUAACCGAUUUCUGGUUGAUCUUAUUGUGGAGGGAGGACCUGCAGACCUCACCGAUCUAGUACUUACAGAAGCAGUCACUUCCGCUAUUUCUAGAUGGUUGGUGAAGAAAACAAAGAAUAAUGCAGCUCAAGAGUUAAGAAUUUCUAUCGAUACAAUUGAUGGUCAUUCUCCUACAUUUGCUGAGCUACGGUAUGCUGCUUCCUGGGGCACUCGUCAAGCAGCCUCAAAUUUUAAGGUAGUAUUCACACCAGCAUCAGAUAGUGCACAUACUGAGAAAGAGGCAUCUUUUGAUCGAUUCUAUGCGAACAUUAUGAUAAAAGCUAGUCAUCCUGGUAAGCCGGUGAUGUUCGAGUUCUCCACUAUUGCUAAAGGUCUUGGGGAAGCUGAUCUGAAUGACAUGAUGAAACCUGUUCCAGAUGUGUUCCGCAAAUUACGGUUGAAGGCUACAUGGAUGGAGUCAGAGGAUGAGUACAUGAGCCACCCAAAGCCCUGAGAAAUUCUUUCUUAACUCUGCUUAUGCAAAACCAAUAGGCCCUUCCUUGCCAAUUUUGAAGAACAGAAGCUGAUUCACACAUACAUUGAAGCAAAAGAAAAGAACAUUUUUGUUAUAUACAACUAUGUUGUUGUUUUUCAUUAUUAUUUUUGUAUAAUUGAGGAAGGAGAUUUGAAUUUUACUUUUUAGGCGGAAGAUAAUGUACUAAUCAAUGAAUUAAAUGUUUGGGUGUUUGUUUUUCACCGUUUUGUUAAUUAUGUUUUUUAGUUUUUAAGAUACAAAAUGCAAAUAAUCAAAUUCUUAAUUGUCAAAA